AUGGCAUCAAGUAAACCUGUACAAUGUGGACCAUGUAAGCAGGAAAGAGAAAACACUAAAGCUGACAUAUGGUGUUACAAUUGUGAUGAGGCAUGUCCUGGUCAUCAUAAAAAGUUUAUAUCAACCCUUGAUUACAAGACCAUUGAUAUUCAGACCUACAUCAAAACAGAAUGCGAUAAGCAUAAUCACCAUUUCAACUUGUACUGCCCCGUUCAUUUGACGCCUUGUUGUGAUGAAUGUAUAUCCACUUAUCAUUCAAAAUGCAUCGGAAUAGAAAGUUUAACAACUGUAGUGGAGAAAACCAAGAUUGAAAAAUCAAAAGAAUCAGUAGAUAAAAAUAUAGACUCUAUCUUACUUUUCUUGAAUAAAAUGGCUAUCGAAAAGUCAAGUAAUAUAACGAAAGGAGAUCAACAAUGCGAAAGAAUAAAGGAAUCAAUUGGACAAAUUCGGAAGGUAAUCAACAAACAUUUAGAUCAUCUAGCACAGCAGUUGUGUAAAGAAGCAGAUACUGUAUGGGGUCAAGAGAAAUCCAUAUUAUCAGGAUUCAUUUCUGAAAUAGAUGAAAAAAAGAUAAAAUUUAAGGAAAUGCAGGACGAUUUACAAACAGAUACAGAGCAGACUUCAAAAUUUCAAUUCUUUUUAGGAUUACACCAGAUUGGUGAAAAAGUACAUCAAUGUAAAAGUUAUGUUGAUGAUAUGGAAAACAAUGACAUGGGUUAUGAAGUUGAUCUACAAGUAGAGAAAAAUGGUGAGAUAGAAAAGAUACUGAGCGAACUACAAUCAAUAAAAUCAUUAGGAGAAGUGGAGGUCUAUAAAACUGAAAUAAACAUUAAUAGAGAAACAAGUGAAAACACUAAAGCACAAGUAGGAACACGAAAACAAUCCUACAAAGGCAAACUGAAAAUGCAUAUUGAGUCAAAGACAAAAGUAGGGGUCGACAUAAAGAAGGGAAUUAGUGACAUGAUUUGUCUGUCUGAUGGUAGAAUUAUAGUAGUUGAACAGUUUGGUAAUGUUAACCUACUUACUUCGGAUGGCAGACUUCAAAACAGUUACCUAUACCUGGUGAGGCCUUCGGUGUUACACAGAUAA
Molecule: messenger RNA, 1089 nt
Organism: Mytilus trossulus (common blue mussel)
Lineage: Eukaryota; Metazoa; Mollusca; Bivalvia; Mytilida; Mytilidae
Exons: 1
Coding region: 1-1089 (362 amino acids)
Source: RefSeq, a predicted model, not a curated record